Messenger RNA from Trametes versicolor FP-101664 SS1, 975 nucleotides. Its product is annotated as alpha/beta-hydrolase. The record is from RefSeq and is a predicted model, not a curated record. The coding region runs from base 1 to 975 and encodes 324 amino acids. NCBI's taxonomy places the organism in Eukaryota, Fungi, Basidiomycota, Agaricomycetes, Polyporales, Polyporaceae. The transcript has 5 exons. Gene Ontology annotation, molecular function: catalytic activity.
AUGGAUCCUGCGCUAUACAAGGAAGUGGCUGUCCAACGAGGUUUCACAUACCGGUAUUACCACUCUCCUCCUGCCCAGGGCAAGCCCACCCUGCUCUUCGUGCACGGCUUUCCGUCCACUGCGUACGACUGGCACAAACAGGUCGCCUACUUCCAGCCACUGGGGUAUGGUAUCCUGGCGCCUGACCUGUUGGGGGCCGGAGGUACUGCAAAGCCGCUCGAUUUCAACGCCUUCCGGAUGAACGCCAUGGCGCGCGACGUAAUGGACAUCCUCGCCGCCGAAGGCGUGCAAAAAGUGGUUGGCAUCUCGCACGAUUGGGGAUCCCCGCUGUUGUCGCGCCUGGCCGUAAUGUACCCAGAGUCGUUCCUGGGGUAUACAUGGAUCGCCGUUCCGUUCAGCGAGCCCGUGACGUUCCAUUUCGAACUCGAGGCGCUCAUGGCGUACUCGAAGGCGAAGCUCGGAUACGAAUCUUACUCGUACUGGGAGUUCUUCUUGAAAGAAGAUGCGCACAGCGUCAUCCAGCGGAACGUCGACAGCUUCCUCCAGCUCAUGUAUCCGGAAAGGCCAGAAGAUUGGAUGGAGCACAUAGCGGUCCGGGGGAAGACAGCGGAAUGCGUUGAGGGAGGACCCGGGCAACUCCUGCGAGGGUUUGAGUAUACUGCGCUGCGCGAUAAUCUCCUGGAGAACGGGAUCCAGUCUGCCCUGAACUGGUACAGAGUGAACGUGGAAAACGUCAAUUUGGACGACAGCCUCAAGAUCCCAAAGGAGUCGUGGAAGUUACAGUCGCCCUCCCUCGUCUUCCUCGCACUGAAAGACAUUGUAUGUACUCCUGGGGCCGCGAGGGACAGCAUGGGAAAGUACGGCGGAUCGGACGUCGAGUACUGCGAAGUGGAGAGCGGACAUUGGGUUCAACUCGAGUGCGCGGAGGAGAUGAACUCUGCACUUCGUCGGUGGCUAGAGACCCGAGGAUGGUGA